This is a messenger RNA of Patiria miniata (bat star), 2720 nucleotides long. Its product is annotated as E3 ubiquitin-protein ligase MARCHF3-like. The transcript is spliced from 4 exons. Lineage: Eukaryota; Metazoa; Echinodermata; Asteroidea; Valvatida; Asterinidae. Gene Ontology annotation, molecular function: zinc ion binding. The record is from RefSeq and is a predicted model, not a curated record. Bases 596 to 1255 code for a protein of 219 amino acids.
CUGCGACAUCCUGCCUGUCUCGUUAUCAAAGACCGGCACACAGCCUCAAUCAGCUGGUCGGUCGUAAACAUGUGUGUUCAUCUGUUGUUUUGCUGGAAACAUUUCAACGUGGGUCAUUGGUGAAACAACAUUUGCCGAUGCGGGCAAUAAUCAACACCGUUCGGGUCCUUGUGGCGAGUGAUUCGAGAUGGGUGAACCAAUUCACAGUCAAUUGAUGAUGGUCUCAAUUAAAAGCCUUUAAUUACAACCCUACAGUCGUCAUCAGUUCAUUUAUUUCCUCUUGCGAUACCCUUCAAGGCCGCCCCGGACAAUUAAACGUAUAAGACGUACGUGAUCCCAGUGAUCCAGCAUCACUCGUGCAUUUGGUGAUGUACUUCAUCCAUGCUUCAUCUUCGUGCCAUCGAAGGACACAAAGCAAUUCUAUAUUUAUAUAUCAGCGGGAUUUCUGUUCACAAUAAACUGGAAGCGACCAUACAAAAGGAGUAGCCAACGUCAACAUCAACGGUGAUAUUCCUUUCAAUGCGAUCUUUAGUUCAGGCAGUGCCGCCGUCCUUUUGCGUAUUGUGCUAAUAAAAAUCAAUUCCAUCCGGCAACAAUGGCCAACACAGAGGAAAAUUGCUACCAGAAUGAAGGUUACACAGAUAGUGAGCCGUGCUGUUCGUCAUCGACUCCCUCGACUCCAGCAGAUCCCAGUCGGCUGGUAACCGUCAUAAUCGAUGAGUCGGAAUCGACUCCCAGAGCCCCGUCCUCGCCCACCUUCAGCUGCAAGACACAACUGUCAAUUUUGUCUCUAGACACGCCCACUUGUAGAAUUUGCCAGGAUAGUAAAGCACCGUACAAAUUGGUGUCGCCCUGCGGCUGUUCGGGAUCUUCCAAGUUCGUCCAUCGGCGAUGUCUGUCGAAGUGGAUCCUGAUGAAAGGAGCGGAGGAUUGUGAGAUUUGUCGGAAGCCUUACGACAAGAAGAUUAUGCAAGGCUCGUACUUUAGCCCGUCUGAAGAGAACACCAUUGCCUCCUCCAUCGUCGUCUUACUCCUCCUACUGGGCGUGACCUCGGUAGGCAUCUACCUCCUGGUUGACCACUUUGCAUAUUACCAUAGCAACCUUCGAGUCAGUAUAUGGGUUCCUAUAAGCCUCCUCUGUGUUGGUUUGCUAGGACUCUCCAUCUUCUUGCCCUGGGUUUUGAUGUUCUGCUUCCGGGUCUCAAGACGUCGCAGCUCUACCCGAUUUCAAGCGCCCAUUGAGCUGCAUAUAUGAAGAUUCUAUUGACUCCGUAACCCGUGCUCAGAUUUCAUCUAUACAGUCAUACAUGAGUGCGCAUGUGCAUAGAUGACCUGGGAAACCUCAGCCCAUUGAUGAGACGAAGGAGUAAUCUCAUCACAUCACAUGCAUUGCAGGAUUGGUUCAAUUGAAUUAUGGUUAAAGAUUGCCUAGAGCUUUAAUCUCGUCAAAGAUUGUCCUAUUAACGAAGGAAAUAAGUAAUCAUUUUAAUCCUUGCGUGUAUAGGCCUAUGUUAAAGACUUUGAUAAAGCAUGGGGUUUGGGUACGCAUGCAUUAAAGUGGCAGGUGCGGAUCCAGAAGGGGGUUGGAGAUCGGACCCCCCCCCCCCCCCGACACAAAAAAAACUAAUUAUAUUUGUAAGUGCAUCAGUAUACUAUGUGCUAGAUUACCUAUUUCCGCCUGUCUGCAACGAUCGGACAUAAAAAAAAAAACUGGCCGGCCUGAACCCUCCCCCUUACAAAAAUUCCUGGAUCCGCCCCUGAGUGGAUUACAUUUAUCCCGUUUUAUACUUUAUUUUUGGUCAUAGUGAACUAGACUUUGGGGUACAUGUAAAAAGAUGCUAUGUUUGCGGCUGGUACCGCGUAAUGCAAUUCAUGUGUACGGCAUAGCCUUGCCUGUAGUUACUAGACGAAGGUAACUGCGGCGGGAUAGAUUGGUUAUUCUCUCAGAUCAUGGUUGAAAUUGGUGAUCAAGACAAAAUAGUUUUAAGAAUGACUAGUUAAAUAAUCAAUUUAAGGGGAAAAAAACGAAUCUGUGGUAUCCACGAUAGAAGAAAUUGAGGCCAAAAACCUCAAAUCGUUGAAAAUCGAAUGAAAAUCAUGAGAUAUCGAGAUGUCUGUCCGUGCUAAGCAUCGUGUUGCGAAAAUCAAAAGAUAUUUAAUAAAUUAUUAACCGGAGCAAAAGACACGAUAUAAUGUUCUGAUCACCAAUAAUGCCUCUAUAUACUUGAAAGAGAUGCUUAAAAUAAUUGUCUUUAGACACUGACUUGCCGUUUAAUGAACAACUCUCAUUGUUUUAUUGUAAUUAAACUGAACUCUUUGACGAUCUAGAGGCUGUAACUGAGCAAUCUUUUUUUUAAUGCAAAACUCAUAAAGAUGCAUGAUUUUACGUUUUAUUUCAAUCUUUUGUAAGCUGAUCGUUAUUAUACCGUCUAAUUUAAAAUAUAGUUUAAAUGUAACUUUACAAGUAAAUGUACUUCCAUUCGUGUAAAAAUCUAAAUCUGAAAUUUGAUGUAAAAUGUCGUGCAAUUGUGUUGUUCACGUAAGCUAUACACUCUUUCUAUGCAUACAAUAUUACUCUGUUGUCUGUUCAAACUUGUGCAAGUAAUUCAUAUACAUGUACAAUUUUUUGUGUAGUGUUAUGUAAUCUUAUUUAUUUGAUAUAUCGAUAUUAUCCGAUGACAGGUGUCAUAAUAAACAUUUCAAUAACAUAUAUACUGGAA